UCGUUUGGCAUAAGAUAUUCAUCUCCUAUUUCCUUUUACAAUUAAUAUUCACCAUUGUUAUUACAAUAUUUUAUUAAUAAAUACAUGGACCCGAAAUGCAAAUCGUUUUCUUCAUGCAUACACUCACCAAAUGAUGCCAAAUCAUUACAUUUUUCACAUAAAAACAACUGUAUAAACGCCCUAAUAGGAAAGCUUCUCCCUUGUAUCUCUGUCAAUCUCUCUUCAUUAUCUUUCGUUUGAAGCAGUCUUUCACUCUUUCUAUAAACCCGAAGCCAGGAAGCAGCCCAUAUUUAUCACUUGAAAUCUGAACCCUGACCCCCUAAACCAAAUGGCUUCAACCUGUAUCUCAAACUGCGUCAAUGACACUAGGGUCCCAGUCAGACCAACGUACAUGAACCUCUACAAAUGGCCGGAAUCAGAUGCUGAGUUUGUCAGGUCACUGAGCUCAGACGGGAGCAGCAGGGGCAGCCGUACACAUCCCUCUGUUGUUGAUAGCAUUUCAUGCAGGCAAAUGUACCUGAGGAGCUACACGUUUCAUAGGAAAGAAACCGAGCCUGAAAAAACAAAAUGUUUUGGCAGAGGUAAGAACGAAAAGGCCGGGAAGAGUCCUAGAAGAAAAAACAAAUCCAAAACUAAUCCCAAGAAGAACUGUGUGGUGCUCAGAACUGUGUGGCGCAGGCUGUUGACCUGCACCACCAAGGUUGAUGUUGCUGAUCAUGGAGAUUGAAUAUUUCUGACCAUUUUCAGCCAUCAGGGCUUCCUUUUUUUGUUUCUAAAUAACUUUCUAAUAGCAUUAAGUUUUUAUCUAUUUUAUGCCUUUUUUCCCUCUUUGUUAUUUUUCUUUGUCAAUGGAUAUGGAGUGAUGAUAUCAUGAUAUCACCAAGGUUGAUGUGGCUUUAAAGCUAAUAUAUUUGGUUGAAAAGAAAUCAUCAUAAGUAAAAUUUUAUCCACUUUCACCUUGUAAAACUCUUAGCUAUUGAAAGUUUCAAGCCUGUCUAUCUCUGAUCACAUUUGCCAAUUGUUAAGCACAGCCGGCAGAAACGUACAGCUAGUUCAAUUUCUUGUCUGUCUCGCCGCUUCUGUGCUUAGCUACUCUGUUUUUUGGCCAUUUUUAAUUAAAUAAUGGUUUUCACUAAGUUAGAAGCCUUGAUAAAUUUUCGUCACAUCAUGGCUGUAGGCUCAUUUGCCAGAAUAUCCUAACCUCUGCUGACUUCCCGUACAAGUUUAUAGGGAAUGGUUCUAAUUACAGUUACAGGAAGAUAUUUCAGAAUCACUAAUUGUGGACUAUGGUCAGGUCAACAGCCUUCUUGGAUGAAUCUGAUCACUUCAUAAUCAAGAUUUAAGGGCUGCCAGAACAUUCUUUAUAGAAAUAAGGAUUUGAUCCGAAUCAAGAGAAUGAAAAAAAG
This is a messenger RNA of Durio zibethinus, 1406 nucleotides long. RefSeq lists its product as uncharacterized. NCBI's taxonomy places the organism in Eukaryota, Viridiplantae, Streptophyta, Magnoliopsida, Malvales, Malvaceae. The record is from RefSeq and is a predicted model, not a curated record.